GUACGGUCACUCUUCAAGUAGGCAACGAAUUUUGUUUGUCAUCGGCAUUUCGCAUUCAACGUUUUCAAUUGUUUUUAAGGAGCUUUAAAAAUGGCUUUGGCUGAAAUCUGCAAGAUAUUAAAUGCUCCGUACAUGAAGCCCACGGCCUGGUCAUCGGCGGACAUGGAGGAAGAGCAAAACGCGCUUACUUGCAAUCUGGCCAAUCCCUACACACUGGCUGCACCGCCAUUCGAGAAUCCCCUUCACAACCUCAAUCAGAUCCAGGCCAAUGCCGACAAGACCGGCAUCAAAAUCAACUUCGAUCACGGCACCACAACGUUGGGCUUCAAGUUUAAGGGUGGCGUCCUCCUGGCAGUCGAUUCCCGUGCCACGGGUGGAUCGUACAUUGGCUCCCAGUCGAUGAAAAAGAUCGUGGAGAUCAAUCAGUUCAUGCUGGGCACUUUGGCCGGUGGUGCUGCCGAUUGUGUUUAUUGGGACAGAGUCCUUUCGAAGGAAUGCCGCCUGCACGAGCUGCGAAACAAGGAGCGCAUCUCGGUGGCCGCCGCCAGCAAGAUAAUGGCGAACAUAGCCCACGAAUACAAGGGAAUGGGUCUGAGCAUGGGCAUGAUGCUGGCCGGUUACGAUAAGCGUGGUCCUGGCCUGUACUAUGUGGACUCCGAGGGAUCUCGAACGCCAGGCAAUCUUUUCUCCGUGGGCAGUGGGUCACUGUACGCCUACGGAGUCCUGGACUCCGGCUAUCAUUGGGACCUGGAGGACGAGGAGGCCCAGGAGCUGGGACGUCGCGCCAUCUACCAUGCCACCUUCAGGGAUGCCUACUCCGGCGGUAUCAUUCGCGUGUAUCACAUUAAGGAAGACGGCUGGGUCAACAUCUCCAACACCGAUUGCAUGGAGCUGCACUACAAGUACCAGGAGCAGCAAAAGCAGCAGGUCGCUAAGUAGAGUUUGGAUUAAGGGAAUAUAAGAUAUUCAGUUUGUAUACGUUUGAAUUUCUUGGAAUAAAUAAACGUGCUAGAGACUA
This is a messenger RNA of Drosophila teissieri, 1018 nucleotides long. RefSeq names its product proteasome subunit beta type-5 (gene Prosbeta5). Gene Ontology annotation, cellular component: proteasome core complex. The record is from RefSeq and is a predicted model, not a curated record. The transcript has 2 exons. NCBI's taxonomy places the organism in Eukaryota, Metazoa, Arthropoda, Insecta, Diptera, Drosophilidae. The coding region runs from base 91 to 939 and encodes 282 amino acids. Gene Ontology annotation, molecular function: threonine-type endopeptidase activity.